CCCUAGCUGAUUUUCUACCUAAACCUUUCGAUAGAGUUAAAUUCUGUGCAAAAUCUCUUUGUGUGUUACCGAGAACUCGAACAAUCAUGCUAGCAUUCGUUGAGCUAUGUACUCCAGCAUUGAUAUAGCUAGUAAGGUGCAAACGAUAAAACCUCAACAACAGCUGCAGCAGAAAAAAGCUUUGACUCUUCCGCCGAACGUGAAUGGCCGUCGACGCGGAACGCUAGAAAUACGUCUAUCCGCGACGGACGGAAUACGGUGGAAAAGUGCUAAAAGUUAUCCGGCCGUAGAGGUACGGGUGCUCUGGUGGGGUCAACAGGAACAGUUGCUUGGCUCCGCUGCUGUACUGCACUGGGAGCAGGGAAAGGCUCGUUCCAGUUCGACGGUGCAGUUCGAAAUCCUAACCAGUGAAGAACUGUUUCGAAACUAUCUACGUGCCGCGGAACCCGUCCAGGUGCGGUUGAUUUCUAGCCGAACGAAUAGUCUGAUCGGAACGGGCUCGAUUGCUAUUCCGGGAAAAAUUGUGAAUUUUCGUAACGAUAGUGGUCGGUCGUCGGUUGAAGCUACCGGCAGGGGGGAAAUCUAUAGCCAGCGACGGUUUAGUUUGGGGGAGAUUAGUGUGGACUUUUGUCUGAAAUUUGAAGAUUACGUGAGGGAACGUGUGACGAAGGAUAACGGUGAGAAGAUUAGUAUGGUGCAGGACUGCAGAAAGCGAACGGCGCCGUUGGUUCCGGAACGGGACGUUGGCGUUGAAUUAGCAAUCAAGGGAGAUCCGGUGGUGUUGCAUGAAAGCAACGAGCGGAAGCAGCCUCCGAAAACGUUUCGCUCUCUGGAAAGCAAAUCUCGCGACAAGGUGCUCAACUACCUUCUGGGUAAAGACCUAUCGGGUUCCGAGGAUGAGCCGCUCAGCGAGAUAUGCUCUAUCUCACCGACCGAGAGUAUGAUGGACGCACUGAACAGAUUCGAUACCGCAUCGGUACCCAAGAAAGCGGAGUAUUUACGAAUUGUAAACUCGGCACGGAUGGUCGUUGAGACCCUCAAAUUCACCAAGGCCGGUCUGAAGGAGCUGUUCCAUAAAACGAGACAGUCAUCGCUCGCGGAUGCGACGUUUUUAGUGAAGGUGAAGAUUCCCUCUCCACAGAAUGUAGGGUCAAAAGUUACGCUUCGAUCCCUUUCGGUGUCCGAGUGUGGUGAAGUUACUUUCAAUGCAAAAGCAAUGACUAAACUGGUCAUUCCGAAGAAUUACGGAAACUUACAGUUCGAGUUUAUGGUUUAUAUAACGAAUCAAACUUCCUUUCAUCAAAGAGGAUCAACGAAAGAAGCCUUUUUAGGAUCUUCCACAAUCAAGAUAGAAGAAUUGGUGAAAAACAGGUUUGCCUGUUACAAGAGGUGUCCCGUCAGGUUAGCUUCUGAUGAUAUUUCACUCGGAAUGCUGACCAUCCGUUUGGAACUUGGAUCCCGAGGAUUACAUUUCGGCAAAGAACUUAUUGAUGCUGUUCUAGUGGAUAAAGAAAACGUGACGAUCAGCAGUUCUAGUUCCAGUGAAAGUGAAAUUAAUCAUCCACAACCAUGUUGGGCUUUUAGGCCACCACCCACUGAAUGUCACAGAAUGCUUUCCACGCGAUCUUAUUUUGAUUGUCUUCCCAGAACUUGCACGCAGGAUGAAGGAAACACGGGUGGAGAAAACAAUACGAACAAUUUACCUGUGCACCAAGGAUCAUCUCAUCAAGCACCCGCUGCUGGGCUGAAUAACCCACUAAAGGAUCAAGAAACUUCACCCGAUCGUGGUCCUAAAGCAAUGGACACACACGAAGACACCCAAGAAAUGACGAAAAAACUCUUACAUGGUGUGCUUCAUUUAGGACAGCUAAAGGACGCCCCGUCCCUACCCACCGGCGGAUACUUUCUGGUUGCUCAUGGAUUCUGGUCGGAAGACCCUCCAAUUCUCACAACCGAACUCGGUCAAGAUCGUAAAUCUUUUAAUUACCUGAUAACUUUCCCGGUUUUGGCGGACACCGCCUUCCUCCAAAGAACGAAAAACCAACAUAUGCUAGUGGAGCUGUGGCAGAAAACUCCGGGCGUUGCGGAAAAGCUGGUUGGUGUCACGCGACUGCCGCUGCAUCAGUUCUACAUUGCAUUUCGUGACGCACAGCUAGCGGAUCAUUUGAGUCGUGCCAAACUGCCGGUAAUCUCGAUCGACGGCUGGAGUGGGAUCGGCUCACCGCUGGCUGCCGACCCGUGCGGUCAGCUGCAAGCCGUGCUCGCAAUCGGGACGGAAAAUCAGAUCGAAUACUUCAAGCUGUCACGGGGACUGGCGCACACUUCCGGGGAUGCCCCGGUGAUGGGGCACCGUCCAACCGUACCGGAGCCGGAGCAGAAGAGUCACCCUGUCUCGCAAGUAUCAUCCUCCGUCCAAACGGACGCUCCACCACCAUCGGAAAACAUGGUGACACCGUCAACCGCUACGUCGGACCAACGUAGUCGCGAACAAUACCACCCCGUUAACACUUCCAACAGUGGCAACCAGAAGUCCGAGGUUGCCAACAUGCUUUCCGCUUUCAUCGAAAAUCUCGCUCAACGUUUGCCAAUAUCAUCGGAACGCAGUACCGCACCGUGUUACGAUCAAAACUUUGCCGAAAAGCUUACCCCAGCUUCACCGCACUCGCAAGCCAACCGGCCUCAAAUGCGGCAGACGUCCGACCUAUUGGAGAACUUACAGCGCGCGCUUGCACAGACGUCUGCCGUUGCGUUAGAUUCCGGCUUACUGACAACAUCAACGACGGAAUCGGCAGCCAUUGCGGAACCAUCGCAAGAGAAACCGCUCCCCGUGGGCGAUAAACUGUUUAAAGUUUGCAUCGAUAUUGAGCAAGCGGUGAAUUUACCCAAAUUGAAUGUUAGCAAAAAAUACAGCAAACGUAACAAGAAUCGAACCCCGGGGACUGGCAGCUCUGCAGCACCGGGUGGUGCUCAGCGACUGGAGGUAGAACCGAGCGCCUACGUAACGUUCGAGGGAUACAAUCUGCAGCCCGGUACGCCGAACACCGUAAAAUCUCACGAAGGUAUUGUCUAUACGACGGCCGUCGUUGAAAAUUGUUCGAAUCCGAGCUGGCAGAAGAAGUUCGAAGUGAUGCUGCCGGUGGAUUUGAUGACUAAUGAUGAAAAGCGUUUCAUUUUAAAAGUGUGGCGUAAGGCGGUUAAUAACAGUGACUUAGCCAAGUGUCGUUUGUUACCGGCACCGAUGGAGGACGCGGUGGUCGGUUUCACCGCUGUGGAUCUGAGUGUUUUUCUAAACGGUAUGCCCUGUAUUCUCGGAUGGUACAACAUUAUGGACUUCUCUGGUCGUUGCAAUGGUCAAAUCAAGGUAAACAUAACUCCACAAGAGAAUGUAACGCAUUACAAAAGUCUUGACGAAAGUGUCAAUUUCCAAAUUCCACUGUCGAUUGAUGUGGAUUGCGUCGGGAUAGAUGCCGGUAACACUUCGCUGAGUCGUGCUUUGAAGCGCAAGUUUACCGAGUUGGAAGAGAUAACCCAACGCUUAAAGGCUCGCCUCUUUGAUGUGACCGGUGACGAAAAUGUCGAUCCGGAUGAUGAAUUUGAGCGUGAUCUCAACACGGAAGCCGACGAAGCAGACGAUGAAGACUGGGUCGAUCCGUUGGAAGAUACAUCCGGUCAGAAGCGUAACAGCCAGCAUCCGAAUGGGGCUGCACCAACGAUGACGACUAACACUUCGUCCUAUUCGAUGUCUUCGGAGAGAACCGGUAACCCGAAACGCAGUCUCACGGGAUGCUCAGAUCGCAGUAGUAAGCAGCAAAAGGCUGCAGCAGCUGCUAUCGACCAAGCGGUGCUGGAAAAACUACUUCAAAAGCACGAUUGGGACACGCUAAUUAAUCCCAACAUUUUGAAAAAUUUGCUCAACCCAUCCGUAAUGUCCACCUCGGAGUCUACGCCGGUGAGCAACCCGUACGCAAACUUGCCUGAUAGUUCGGAUUCUCCGGCUGGAACGAGCGCCGAUGCCGAUAUGAGUGAAGAUUCCACCGCCGCAGGCGGCGAUAAAGUAAAGCUCAUUUCGUCCGCCCUGCAGCGUACGACUAUUUCGGAAGCUAGCGGCAGCAGCUGCAGCAGCAGCAGCGACCCAGCCGGCGAGAAUAAUGCAACCAAAGCUGACGUGAACGAAUCCACCGAGCAGCAGCAGCAGCAAAACCAGCGCGAAGCACCAGAAGGGGAACCAAUGAAGGUCAACGAUAAGUAAGUUCGCACAUUUUAUACAUACCCUAUCAACUUUAUUUAAUCUUCCACACAUGGUAGUAGUUAGUAAGUGUAUUCGCAUUAUGCUUUUACGACCAUUUUCCGCGGAUUAUGACUCGCAAGUUUUACCGAUUUUGUACACCCUCCCACUGCGCUGGGACCUACACGUAUGUUUAACCGUUGUUGCGAUAGUCUAAUCCGGAAUAUUCGCAUAUUAUUAAGGCAGCAUAGAGAACAAUAAAA
This is a messenger RNA of Sabethes cyaneus, 4488 nucleotides long. Its product is annotated as C2 domain-containing protein 3. Gene Ontology annotation, cellular component: centriole; centriolar satellite. The record is from RefSeq and is a predicted model, not a curated record. Gene Ontology annotation, biological process: cilium assembly; centriole elongation. Lineage: Eukaryota; Metazoa; Arthropoda; Insecta; Diptera; Culicidae. Bases 107 to 4249 code for a protein of 1380 amino acids. The transcript is spliced from 5 exons.